Molecule: messenger RNA, 9474 nt
Organism: Agrilus planipennis (emerald ash borer)
Lineage: Eukaryota; Metazoa; Arthropoda; Insecta; Coleoptera; Buprestidae
Product: COP1-interactive protein 1-like
Exons: 10
Coding region: 116-8539 (2807 amino acids)
Source: RefSeq, a predicted model, not a curated record
UCGAUUUUAAACGGUCGCACAUAUCUAGUAAACGGUUAAUAUGUAUGUUUUUUGAGUGAUGUUAUCUAAUUUAUUAAUUGAAAUUAACAUUCAAAGUUAAAUUAAUCUAGCGAAAAUGGAAAACAAUGGUUGGGAGAGCGUAUUGAUAGAAUGGGUGAAUUGCCUGCAACUAUCUAAUACUAUAAAAGAAUUAAAUGAAUUGAAAAAUGGAGAUUUUUUUUCACGUUUGCUAGCAGUCAUAACCCAAGACAAAAAUUUAAAUGAUGUUGACAUUUUAACGACAAUAUUUAAAACCCUUAAAAAGGAGUAUCCCCACUGUCAGUUUGAUAAUGAGAAAACAGUACAUAUACAAGACCUGACAAACAAUGAUAUUAUUAUAAUCUCUUCUUUACUUAUGCAUUAUUCCUGUGUUUUUGAACACAGGGAUGUUCUUACUUCACCAUUAUGUCAAAGAUUGUCUCAUCAUACUCAACUUUGUAUAAGAAUGUUUUUAGAGAAAAUUCAAAAUGAUGUUACAAAGGACAUACUUUUUGAAACAAUCAAGAAUUGUACUUUUGUUAAUGAAUUUAAAAAAAAGUUACAAAGUUCUCAAUGGAUGUCAGGUGGAGACUCGCCGCUUAGUAGCAGAAGCCCUUUACAGGAAUUGCUUUACACACCAGGAUAUAAGAAGGCAUACAUUCAAGAACGAGAACGUGAAAUAAAUAAGCUAAGGCAAGAAUUAGAAGUCGAACGAUAUGAAAAAUUAGAUAUUCAGGAAGAAUUAAAGCAACAACAGGAGCAUAAUGAAAAAAUUGGGAAAGAAUUGUCUGAAAAAUUAGCAGAAAUAAAAAAAUUGCGAUCGGAAUUAGUAGCCAGUCAGUAUGCUUCUCCCUUUAAGAGCGACGAUCAGUUUUCUCAAGAUUUGCAGCGACGUUUGAAAGGUGAAAUAAAAAAUUUAGAACGAUAUGUGUUACAACUUGAAUCAGAAAUUGAGAAACUUCAAAACGAACGAUCUUCUCUAAAUGAAAAUCUUGUAAAAGUGGAAAGGGAAUACAAUGCUAUUCAAGAUAAGUGUUUGUACAGUGAACAUAAGUACGACAUUUUAUUAGAAAAAUACGAAAUACAAAGAUGUGAAUUGCAAAAUUUACAUCAACACUGUAAUGAACUAACUACUUUAUUGGACGAAUUAAAGAAUUCAAAGUCAAACGACAGUUACAUAGAAGUGGAGUCUAUCAAUUGCGAUUUCCAAAAACGAAAAUCAAUUCAGUCAACUUCUUGUGAAGAUUUGGCCCAUGCUGUUGUAGAAGUACAACUGCGGGAAUCACUGAAAGAAAAUAAUGACUUAAAAAGUAUUUUGAAAGCUACUCAAGAAAUGAACAAUACACUACAAGGCAACAUUGAUAUUGGAAAUAAGAAAUUGCAGGAGUUGAAUAAACAAUGUGAAGAUCUUCAAGUGGAAUGCCAAGAACUAAAAAAUAAGGUAUCUAUUCUUCAUGAAACACAGUUAGCACUUGAAGAAACCAAGACUGAACUUGCCCAAUUGACUCAAACUAUUAAGAAGCUGGAUACAGAAAAAAAUACUCUUAAUCUACAAAUUGAUUCUAUGGAAGAUCAGUUAAAUUUAACAAAAAAUCUUCUAUCUGAAUCUGAAAGUGAAAAAGAAACUCUUAAUACCAACAUUAAACUGCUACACGAAAAAAUUAUUGUACUUGAUAAACGUUUAUAUGAAAAGGACAUUGCUUGUGAUGCUUUUGAAAGGCAAAGCAAAGAACUUCAAAAGGAUUUGGAGACUUCUAUGGAAAAGUUCAAUGCCACACAUCUCGAAUUAGAAAAGUUAACAGAUAAAUUUAAUUUUUUGGACCAAGGAAUGGAAGCUAGUUUACAAAAGUUGGAGUCGCUAGUUUAUGAAGAGAAGAAAAAUGAAUUUGAUUAUCAGCAUAAAAAAGGCGUUUUCGAUUGCAUUUUAAGUCAAAUAGAGCUCGAUAAAGUAAGGGAUAUUAACGAUAAAAAAAAUCUACGUGAAAAAAUAGUACAAUUGGAGGAACUUGUCUCCUAUUUACAAGAUGAAAUUAAAAAAAUAAAUGACGAAAAAGUAACAACGGUACAAGAGAAAAUACUGUUAGCUGAUAAUUUACUGUUGCUGGAGAAGAAAGUUGGUGAAAUGCAGAUAAUAAUAGAGCAAUAUGAGAGUAAAAUAGACAACUUCAAUAAUCGUAUUUCUGGAAUGAGUGCAACGAUUGAAGAAUUAGAAAUGUUAAAAAUCGUGGUAAAAGAAAAAGAAAUAGCUAUUGAGACCAGCCAAUCCAAAGUAAAUGUGAUUGAAAAUGAGUUGCUAUCUGUAAGAGAAGAAGUAACACAACAUAAGCAAAUUAACGAUGAAUUACGUUUAUCAAAAGAAAAGUUGAUAGCAAAAGUAAAUGAAUUAAACGAAGAACUUUCUCAAAUACAAAAUUCAUAUGUAGAAUGCAAUCAGUCAAAAAAUAAUCUUGAAAGGAAAUUACAAUUAUUAGAGGAAGAAAAAACUCAAUUGAGUAAUCAGUUAAGCAGUAUAAAUAACGAACUAGCUUUCUCACGAAAUAAUGAAGUUAUGCUUCAAAAUGAGAUAGAAAAUAAUAAAAAAAUAAUAAAUGAGUUACAAGAAAAGAUCACGCAAUCGAAAUUUGAAUUGGCUCAGUAUGAAAUAGUUGAAUUAGAGCUGAAAAGAACAAUAAACGAUGUAAAAAGUGACAAAGAACAACUACAACAAGAGCUUGCUAAAAAAACUGAAAUAGCAUUUGAAAUCCAAAAUACUCUUUCAGACUGUCAUAAAAAAGAAAUCACUCUUAAAACAAACUUAGAAGAGGCACUGCGACAAAUUGAAUUUAGUAAAAUUACAGAAGAAAAUUUACACAAAGAAAUUGUUGAAAAGGAAAAAAAAUAUUUAAAAGAAAUUGGACAACUGCAAGAACAAAUACAAAGUUACAAAUGUCAAGUAUCACAACUUGAAGAAAAAUUGAACGAUUCCGUCAAAAAUGCGUCUCAAAUGUCAUUAGAAUUAGAAAAUACUGAGCAGCAUAAGGCAAAAUUAGAAGAAGAAUUGGAUUCCGCAAGACAGGAAUUUGAAAGAAAAGUCAGCUUGUUGAACACCACCAUAGCUAAGUUAGAAGAAAAUGUUAAUAUAUUUUCCAAUAAAAAGGAAGAAUUACAAGAAAUCUUGAAUAAAAGGACUCAUAUAUGUCAAAACUUAGAAAUAGAUAAUCAAGGCUUAUUAAUAAAGCAAAAAGAAAUGGAACAGGAAAUAAAAGGUUUAUCAGAAUCUUUGAAAAGCAAGGAGAAAGAAUGCGUUGAACUUGCUUCUACUAUUUCAGAUUUAAGCCUUGAAAAAGACAAAGCAAAUUCUGAAUUGGAAACAAAAAUCGAUUCUAUAAAAGAUAUGGAAGCAAAAGUACAAAGUCAAGAAUAUGCUAUUUAUCACUUGAAUCAGUUGAUUCAGGCUGAGACCUCAAGAGUAGAAAAGUACGACAUUAAAAUAAAAGAACUUGUAAAAGAAAUAGAGAUUAUUACAAAUCUGAAAGUUCUUACAGAAGAAAAAUAUGUGGAUUUAGAAAGAAACAGUUCUACUGCUAUUAAAGAACUUGUUACUACAACAGAACAACUGCGAAAUACAUUAGCAGAACAUACAGAUUUUCAAAAUAAAACCACACAUGAAAUAGAGGUUCUGAAAAAGGAGUUACAAGAGAAAUGCGAACAGUAUGAAGAUUUAGUUUCAGAACGAUCUAAUUUGGUCACUCAACAUGAUGGAGACAUUGAGCGAUUAAAUAAGGAAAUUUUCAAAUUGAAAACUGAAACUGAAAAAUUAUCUCACCGUGAAUUUCAGUACCUCGAUGAACUUAGAAAUCUUAAAGAUGAACUUCAUGAAAUUAUAACAAAAUACUCCGAAACUCUUGAGAGUAUUCAAGAUAUUAAAAUGGAGAAUGAGGUGCAAGUUAAUUCUUUAACAGAAAAUUUACAUACUGUAAUUUCAAGAUACAAUGAUUUAGAAGAAAUGCAUAAAGAAAAGCUAAAAGAAUAUCAACUCUUUCAAGAAACGUACAGUAGUUUAAAGAAGGAUCACGAAGAACUGUUAAAUAAAUUUUCUGAACACGAUGUCUUACAUAAGCAACAACUUGAAAGAGAAAUGUCUUUACUCAAUACAAGAUUGGAAACAUCGAAUAUUAGAGAAAAAAAACUUGAAGAUCAGUUAUCACAAGUUGUCGAUGACCUUAAUAAAAUGAACGCAUCAAACAAGGAACUUUUAUAUGCUAAUAAAAAAGCGUUGAGUGACUUAGAUCACUCAAAGGUCGAAAAUUCGGACAUGAUAGAAAAAUUAAAUAAAUUACAAGAAGUUCACGAAAAUCUUGAAAUGGAUUUUGUUAAUCUAAAGAACGUACACGAACUUUACGUUAAAGAAACUAAUAAAACUGCACAGCAAUUACAUAAUCAGUAUACGCAAAAAAUAGAGGAGUUGCUGAAAGAAAAGGAAGACUUAAAAGCAGUUGUUGCUGAAACUAAAGUUAAAAUUAAUGUUUUAUUACUAGAAAAGGAGCAAAUUGAGAAAAAUUAUCACAAUCAACUUCAAGAAAAGAACAACGCAAUAAAUAAACUUCACAUUGAAAACGAGAGUCUAAAACAAAAUGUUAUGAAAAUUACUGAAGAAACCCAUUUAUUUGAGAAAAGGCUUCAAAUUGAAGAAGAACAAUAUAACAUGUUAAAAAUAAAAAGUGAAGAAAAUUUGCAACAAGCAAAAGAAAGGAUCAUAAAAUUAGAAGAUGAUAUUAGAAAAUUAAAGUGUGCUAACAGUAUUUUAGAAACAGGUCAACAACAGUUACAAAAGGAAAUUGAAACAUUAACGAAUAAAAUUGUCAUCUUAGAAGAAUCAAAAUUAAGCGAUAGUGAAAAGUAUAAACAAGAUAUUCAUAUGAAGAAUAAAGAAAUCGCUGGUAUCUCAAAAACGGUCGAAGAUUUGCAGUGGAGACUACAUCAGAAAGAUCAAACUAUAAACGAACUGCAGAAAAAAUAUGAUGAUGUCUGCAAAGCUUCUGAAGAUGAUCUAAUGAAAAUUAAAAUAUUAUUUGAAAAUGAAAAGACAGCAUGCUCAUCAGUUAAGUCAGAAUUAGAAACUAAAAUUUUGGAGCUAGCAAAGGAGCAAAUACAACUGUAUGAGUUAUUACAAAAGCAAUACGAACUUUUGAAGAUAAAUUUUACAGAAAAACAGCAAACUACUGAAAAACUAAAACGGUUAAUUGAUAAAUAUUCUGCCAGCGACGUACGAAAUAAUUCUGUCUUGAAAUGCGAGAUCAAAACUCAGGAAACUACCGAUGUUUCAAACAUUGUCCAAAACAUCGAAGCAGACAUUGAAGUUUUGGAGUUGUUAAAUAAAAAAAAACUUGAAAAUUUUGCCGCGUUAAAGGAUAUGUGUUCAAAGCUUGGGAAGUUAAAGAAAAUGAGAAGUGAUCUACUCCAGGCUCAUGCAAAUCAGUUAAAAGAGACAGAAGAUAAUCUUUUUGAGGUACAUGAAAAAACCGUGAAGGCUACAUCCGAAUUUUGUCAAAUUAUUUUCUCAGAAGAAAAUAGCAUUUUUGAUCAAGGGCAAGUGUUAAAAAAGUUGGAAAUGCUUUUAAACGGGGAAAGAAAAUCAAAAGAAAUCCUGGAGUUAAAUUUAAUGGAUUUAACAAAUGAAAAAUUUAAAGUUUCUCAAAUUCAAGCGGCUCUUAAAUCCAGUGUUGAAAAAAUGAUUUCUUAUAUGAGCAAUAAUCAGUGUCAAAUUUAUACUCUUCCAAGUGGAUUUACGAUAGAUACUAGUUCUCUUGAAGGCCUUUCAUAUUGCAUUAAAGAAGUUGAAAACACAAUUAUUUCUGUUAUCAAUGAAAAACGAGAAAUUAUAGAAAAACAAAAGGAAUUAGAGAACGAAAAUAAAAAUAAUAAAGUCCAGCUUGAUACAUUGAUUGAACAAAGUAGUCAGUUGAAUAAAGAGAAAGAAAAAUUGGUAAAUGAUUACAAUUCUCUUUUAAAUGAGUAUCAAAAAUUGAAAAAAGAACUGACAACAUUCGAUGGUUUAUCUGAAAAUUUACAGAGAUUGAAGACAGAUUACGAAGAUCAGACUAAAAUCAAAGAGACUUUAACUCUACAAAAUUGCGAAUUAGGGGAACACCUGAAAGAACUUGAGAAUCGUGAAAUUCAAUUCAAUGAGCUCCACAAUAGAUUAAUAGGAUCCUGUAAAGAUGUAAGAAGCAGACUAGAAACAUUAAUAACCGAACGAAAUUCUUUAGAAGCACUUUCAACAAAUCUUGUAAAAACUUUUAAUUCAGUGCAAAACAAACUUUGUUCAGUAACAGACUCUAAAUCCUUGCUUGAGCAAAACCAAACAUUAGAAAUAUUAAGCAUCGAUAUAAAUAAGCAGCUUGAAAAACUUUCCAAAAAUCUUUAUAAGAUUUCAUUAAAUGCCGUCCUUAAUAUUGAAAACGUAUUGACUCAAAAAGCACUUAGUUCGCACGCAACUUCCACAAAACCUGAAGUUUUACAGAUAGAUUUUGAAGAAAAAAUUGAAGAGAUUAACGAUUUAAAAGACCGAGCGAAAGACAUUUUAGAGCAAUUAAAAACAUUCGAGAAAACUGUCGAUAGCUUUAUCGCUACAAAGUCUUUAAAACUCCAAAAAGAAACGGUUCCUCUACAAAAAAAUAUUUUAAUGAAAGAUGAAGAAUACAAGAAGAAAAAUCUUGCUCUAAAGCAAAAGUUGACUUUGGCAGAGAAUGCAAAGGCAAAUUUAGAAAAGAAAAUUAAACAAUUACGUGAAGAAAAUAAAAAAUUAAUAGAAAAAAGUCACCCGGAAAACGAAAUCAUGUAUAAACAAUUAUUAGAAGAACAUAAGAAAACUAAAAGCGAGUAUGAGAGAAUCCUCCAAGACUGCAACAAGCAAUAUGAAGCAUUAUAUAAGGAAUAUGAAAAUUACAAACUACACAAAGACGUUAAGUCAGAGCCAAUUAACAUUAAAACCGAAAAUGAUGUAGAAAUGGAAAGUAUACAAGAUGCUUACAGUAAACUUUUAAGUGAAAAAUAUCGUCUUGAAAUGGAGAACGAAACGCUUCAUUCAAUAUUGAAAGAGAAGAAUUCUCACGUAACCGAUGUGGAGUUGUUGAAAGAGAAUUAUACGAAAAUACUGGAAGAGAAAACCAGAUUAAAAACCGAGUUGGACACUGUGAAGUAUAAACGAACCAGAGACAGAGAAGACUACAUGCAAAUAAUAAACAGAGAACGUGAGAAAGAAGCUCAAAAGAUUCAAGAAAUUCGAAAUAAAUACGACGCAAAAUUGGACUUAAUUAAACAGAGAAUGAUUACAUUAUAUAAUGAUGAACUUGAGAAAGAGAUUCAAAAGAAGUUGGAGGAAAAAACAGAAAACGAACAAUUAUCAAAUAUGGUAAAAAAUCUUAGAAUAGAAUUAGAAAGGGCAAACAAGAAAAUAAUUGAAUUAGAAAACCAGCAGAGGAUUGAAAAAGAGAGAGAGUCUCAUUUUCGUCAUAUCGAAAGCGACGUAUGUACUAAUUCUAGGGAAUCAUUGCAAGUAGAUGGUUUUAGAGAGUCCUUAACACGCUUAAAGAAUAAUAUUAGCGACUACAAACGGGACUUGCAGUUUCAGAAUGAAAACGCUACAAGAUAUAAAGCUCCUUUGGAUGAUGUUUUUGAUGUCCCUGAUAGCAAAGCCAUUGUCAGGAAAAGAAUCACCGAAGAAAAACUUUAUUCAACUUUGCCAAAAAAUAUUGGUAUGGAUGUCAUACAAGAACUGACCAUUUCUAGGAAAACAUCAUUAACUUCUUUGCAACAUCAUCCUAUAGGACAAAGUUUGGAGAUGGAAGAUGAAGAAUCAGACUUAUUUAACAACAAAUAUUUAACCGAUUUGAAAGAAGGAAGGUGCACGCUACCUUCAAAUAAGGAAUCGAAUGUAGAGAGGUUAUCACAAUUGCAGUGGAGAAAUUCUCUUUAUCCACCCCACUUAAAGUCUUCUUACCCGGCCGAGACACAAUUUAAUAGUCCUUCGCAAUUUAAAGAGGAAGACAUAAAGACAGGGGUAGUAGAUUUUGAUGACAGUAUGAGUACUAAACUUUUACCAGGUGAAAAGGUAAGGAAGAAGGAUAUCGGAACUACAUCGUAUAAAAAGCCAGGUCCACCUACCCCUAGCAAAAAUGGGGGUCGCGUUUCUCUUCAAGGGAAUGAAAUCCAUUCUAAAGAUGUCUUAAGAGACCAUAACGAUAAAACUCCAAAACGUACUACUCCCAGCCGUUUGAGGGCCCUUUUCAUGGGACGCAGCUCGAUCAGUACCAGAGAGAACUCUGAGGUAGGAAGUGUGGGCGAUAUUAAUAAUAGUAAAUUGAAGCAAUGUGCUUGUGAUUGUCAUGGUAAAUUUUUGUGCACGUCUUUCUUAAAAUAUGAAAACAAAAGUAUGGUUUCACGUUUAUGGAAUUCUUUGUGGUUCUAUUUAAAAUAUUUCGGACUUUUCUUGUCUUUGCCUGUGAUAUUAUCGUUGCUAUUGUAUAACUACCUGAAUUAAACUUUUUUCGUUUUUGACUAACAUUUUCUUUUUUCAAUGGUAGGGGUUUUAUAAUUGAUUAUAGCUGCUUUCUUUUAAUACUAAAACGGUAAAAUGGAACCUGUAUGGUAAUAAGGUAGUACUCCGAUGACCGCACGUCCGUUUUUAUGUUACGAUUGAUUUUUCAAUCAUUUUGCGUUAUAGAUUUUAGAUUUGGAACAAUUGUAGAAUGAAUUAUACAGUAGACACUCGAUAGUCUGAACAAAAAAAUAACAGUUGUUCACAUUAUCGAACUUUUCACGUUUACGAAUGUUAUAUUUAAUAAACAUCUAUAGUUUACAAAAUAAAUAUACAUACAUAUAAAUAUAAAGCACUAAUACUCAUUAAAAGAUUGCAAUAAAUAUGUAAUAUGCGUACAUUUUUGCUGUAUAUGAACAACGUAGAUACCACAACUACACAAAUAUUAACAAUGAGCUACAUAAAGCAAAUACACGAAUAAAACAACCUCUCCGGCUAAUACGACUGGAGAGUACCAAGGAUUUACAACAAUGACGCAAUAGAAACGGCGUGAUAUAGAACUUGAAAAAAUUCGUUUCUAUAACCGAAGGUUUAGUUGUUCAUGGUGUACGACGGUUUACAAUGGUCACAUUAUGCGGGCUUUCAGUUAUAGGAUGUUCACAUUAUCAAGUGUCUACCGUAACGAUCUUUUAUUUUAAUUGCAGAAGUGUUAUAAAAAAAUUAUUCCUAAUAUUGUGGGAUAAAAUAAAAUUGUACUAUUUUUUUAACGCAGUGAAUGAAAAUAAUUAUUAUUUUUUGAAAUCAUUAUUUGUUCAGGUACGGAACUUUCGGAACCUUCAGUGCUUUUUUAAAAAUAUCAUUUCAUUUACAAUUUUCGCUUUUGUUUACAGUAUCUACUGUUAUUAAUAUUGUAUUGUUAUGCUUGAAUUAACAACGAA